Messenger RNA from Histoplasma capsulatum G186AR, 882 nucleotides. RefSeq lists its product as uncharacterized. Bases 1 to 882 code for a protein of 293 amino acids. The record is from RefSeq and is a predicted model, not a curated record. The transcript is spliced from 4 exons. NCBI's taxonomy places the organism in Eukaryota, Fungi, Ascomycota, Eurotiomycetes, Onygenales, Ajellomycetaceae.
AUGUUGGCUGCGCUGGAUCGCUACGAGGAUGAUGUCGGAAGUAAUGCCCUCUGCGACCCUUAUGGUUUAUACUCUCUGUUUCUACACUUGUUCGCUGUAAAUUUUCUUACAUGGAAAGAACUUGAAUACAAUAGUCGAUCUAUAAGAGCUAUCAGACUGGAGCGAAGAGGGAAAAAAUACCGUCUUCUGGAGAAAGGCACCCGCCCUGGAUGUAAUUCAGUGCAGCGAACUGUCCCACUUCGCUCCAGCAGCGAAACCAAGCUCGAGGAUACGAUGCUGGCAGGAAGGUCCGCGUCUCUGUCCGGCCUGUUGCAAAACAGGGGUUCAGCUGUGAGGAACCGGAAUGAUGAUGAACGACCACGUAGUCGACAAGGAUGCUGCUGUGACCUGCAGCUCGGAGGAUAUCUGGCGUAUUUGUAUCGUAUUGAAUACUGCUCCUGCCUAUGCUGUUACUAUACCACAGGAAAUCAGAGUGUUAUGACCCCGCCGAGUGUGCCUAUCUCAAGCACCCGCAUGAUGUGUCACCUCAGGGUGAUUUCCUGGACUUUUGGCGAGCGCUUAUUCGUUUGGCGCCCAUUGCAUCGGCAGGCAAAUAAAUCGCUGCCCGAUGUGAGAGUGUUCAGAUACCCUUUCUCCAAGCCUGAUCUGUUGUUGCUUCUUACCACCCACCCACUCGAGGGGAAGACUGCUGUUUAUUCUACAGCUAGCCACGAAAUAGCGAGGGGGUCGCCCGGCCUCAUUUUUAAGACAGAGAAUGUGAGGAUCUCGUGCUUGGAGCUGUGGGCAAUGUUUAGUGAGCUAGUGAUCAAGCUGACCCACAAGAGCGACGGCGAUGUGGCAUACGGGGGGACCCCUGCAAAGCACAAUAGCAUUUUCUAUUAG